Messenger RNA from Aureococcus anophagefferens, 969 nucleotides. RefSeq lists its product as hypothetical. The record is from RefSeq and is a predicted model, not a curated record. Gene Ontology annotation, molecular function: 1,4-dihydroxy-2-naphthoate polyprenyltransferase activity. Gene Ontology annotation, biological process: menaquinone biosynthetic process; vitamin K biosynthetic process. Lineage: Eukaryota; Pelagophyceae; Pelagomonadales; Pelagomonadaceae. Gene Ontology annotation, cellular component: membrane. The transcript has a single exon. The coding region runs from base 1 to 969 and encodes 322 amino acids.
AUGCCCGCCAACAGCGCGAAAGAAGCAGAGCGGCCGCCGACCUGGAAGGUGCUCGUCCUCGCGACGCGUCCGAACACGCUCGCGGCGUCCUUCACGCCGGUCCUCGUCGGCUUCGCCGUCGCGUCGCGCGAGCUCGGCGCGCUGGACCCGGCGCCGGCGUUCCGCUUCUGGGUCUUCGCCUGCCUCAUCCAGAUCGGCACGAACCUGCACAACGACUACGCCGACUUCGUCAAGGGCGCGGACACGGACGACCGCGUGGGCCAGGCGCGCGCGACGCAGAAGGGCUGGCUGUCGCCGGGCCAGACCGCGGGCCUGUCGACCGCGGCGCUCGUCGCCGCGGCGUCCAUCGGCGCGUCCCUCGCGAGGCGGCCGGGCUGCGGCGGCUGGAUGACGUUCGUGACGAUCACCAGCGUCUUCAACGCGCUCGCGUACACGGGCGGGCCCUUUCCGCUCGGCUACGUCGGUCUGGGAAACGUCAGCAUCGGCUACUCGGGCCUCGGCGACGUGUUCGUCUUCGCCUACUUCGGCCUCGUCGCGACGCUCGCGCCCUACUACCUCGCGCUCGAGGCGGGGGCGCCGCGCGCGUGCCCGGCCGCGCUCCUCGCGGCCGCCGCCGCCGUCGGCUGCCUCGCGACGGCGAUCAUCGUCGUCAACAACCUGCGGGACCGCCACACGGACGUGCGCGCGGGCAAGCGCACGCUCGCCGUGCGCUUCGGCGGCGCCGCGGCGCGCGCCGAGUACCUCGCGCUGGUCCUGGCGGCCUACGGCGCCGUCGCCGCGUGCGUCGCGCUCCGGGCGGCGCCCGCGGCCUGGCUCCUGCCGCUGCUCUCGGCGCCCCUCGCGGCGAAGACGACGAGGUCCGUCUUCGCCGAGGAGGGCGCGGCGCUCAACGCCUACGUCGGCGGCACCGCGAAGCUCCAGCUCCUCUUCGGGCUCCUGCUCACCGCGGGCGUCUACGCGAGCGGGUAA